AUGCACGGUAAUGGUUAUCCAACCAUCUCUUUUGUUUUUCUCGAAUGUGGAGAAGAUAAUAGUGGCAAUGAAUUGGGAGUUGAUAAUGUGAUGUUGGAGGAGGAUGCCUUGCACAAGGAAAUUUCAUCUGUGACGAAGAAUAAUGAUUUGGCUGUUUUUACUUUAGUUGGUAAGACGGCAAGAAGUGAGAAAGAAGCUUAUGAUUUGUAUAAUGAUCAUGCCCGAUUGAUUGGUUUUAGUGUGAGAGUGGGAAAACAGAAGUUUAGAGCUUAUAUCCAGUUUACUGUUGACAAAGAUGGCUGGUGGACCUGUACAAAGUAUCUGGUUGAUCACAAUCAUGAUCUUGUGCCGAAUGAAAUGAUUGGACUUCUUCGAUCUCAACAUGAAGUAGAUGAAAAUGAUAUGAAGAUAAUCAGAGACAUGACAAGGAGUGGCAUCCCUUUGGUUGAUGCAUUUAAGUUUGUGGCAAAAUUACACGGCGGAAGCCCGAACAUGAAAUAUACUUUGAGAGAUGCCUACAAUUAUGAGCGUCCUGCUGUUGGAUUUGAAGCUGUGAGGGGUGAAGAUCUACGUUGUAGCCAGGGAAACAUCGAUUCAUAUCUUCCCGGUGACCCUCUUCUGGAGAGCAUUCGCAGAGUGUACACAGUUGAAGCAUUCCGGGAGGUUCAGCAGUUCCACAAAGAUGGGAUGUUGUGCAGGCAGGAGCAGGUAGAGGUCUCAAAUGAUGGCAAUACUGUGACGUACCAUGUUUGGCGGUUUGGGAUAGAGCACUUUAAGCACGUGGUUGUACAUGACACUAGGUUACAGAGAUUCUCAUGCACAUGCAGGCAUGUAACAAAGUCGAGGCGGAAAACAAAUGCAAAAAUUGCUGCAGACCGAACAAGAGCUUCAUUGCAUCGACUGCAUUAUCAAAGCAUGCGAUUUCCUUAUCCAAAGGAGCUGCUCAACAUUUUACGAGCUCGGGAAGUUUUGCUUGUGAAUGCUUCUCAUCAAAGCGUGCCAUCUUUGAACGUAAAUUCCAGUGGACUCUCAUUUGCUAAUCCAAGCAUAGCUGCCCAGCAUUUUUCAUGGGCAGGGGCUUCCACUUCUAUGAAUGCUUCUGAUCAAAGCAUGCCGUUCAUCAACCAAAAUUCCGGUGGAUUCUCAUUUCCAAUUCCUAAGGGAGGUAGCCAGGAGUUUCAAGGCGAAUGCACUUCCGCUGCUGUGAAUCCUUCUCAUCAAAACAUGACAUUCAUGAAUGAAAACUUUGGUGGUUUGUCAUUUCCUAACCGAAGGGAAGCUGCCAGGGAGGCUGGAGCGCAGCGUUUCUUCAACAAGAUGUUCUAUUAG
Molecule: messenger RNA, 1329 nt
Organism: Oldenlandia corymbosa var. corymbosa
Lineage: Eukaryota; Viridiplantae; Streptophyta; Magnoliopsida; Gentianales; Rubiaceae
Source: the annotation of a GenBank genome assembly